Messenger RNA from Gasterosteus aculeatus aculeatus (three-spined stickleback), 5183 nucleotides. It is a transcript of the gene sall3b, whose product is annotated as spalt-like transcription factor 3b. The record is from RefSeq and is a predicted model, not a curated record. Lineage: Eukaryota; Metazoa; Chordata; Actinopteri; Perciformes; Gasterosteidae. Gene Ontology annotation, molecular function: DNA-binding transcription factor activity, RNA polymerase II-specific; RNA polymerase II cis-regulatory region sequence-specific DNA binding. Gene Ontology annotation, biological process: regulation of transcription by RNA polymerase II. Gene Ontology annotation, cellular component: nucleus.
UAUCGCAGGCGGCUGGAGGACAUCUAAUGAUGCACCGGAGGCGGAGGCAACAAGGAGCGCGCCGGUGCCUCGGGUAAACCGGGGGAGUCUCACUUCGGACAGCCACCGGUUUCAGAUCGGACCUCUCCGCCACCGUAUUCCUCACGCGCAAACAUUUUGACUUUACGCACGUAUUUAAUCCGGUCUUUCAAUCAAGAAUUGGAUUUUACGCAACUUUUUUUGGAGAUUCGGCACACCGGCUAUCCUCCUGUGGAUGGAUGGCAAGCGGUUUCUCUGCUGUCCUACGUGUGUGUGUGUGUGUGUGUGUGUGUGUGUGUGUGUGUGUGUGUGUGUGUGUGUGUGUGUGUGUGUGUGUGAGGCGUCCGCUCACACCGGGACAUCCGUCCAUCUACAGUCAGCUCAAACCCGCGCGCCUCUUUGGGCACAAACUCAUCCAAGAGCGCACAGAGGAAACCUUUGUAAACCCCAAGCGGAGCGCACUGCGAUGGCAACAAAGUCAAGCCCGAGACGCACGAGCCAUCCACAGUGAGCUCUCGUCGGACUGAACCAUGCUGGACUGCUCGGAGAGUUGUGCGUCCAGAGAAAGAGAAAAAUCAGCAGCAGUCGCUUAGCGGACAGGAAGUGGACUAAUUAUUGUCAAACCCCGUCCCUCAUUUCCAUAUCUAGCGUGAGUUGGCUGGAACGCAGCCAACCCCCCCCCCCCCCCCCUGUUCGAAGGGCAGCAGCGACAGUCGUAAAAGCGUUAUCCUCUUCCUCCAUCACACUGACAUGCGCAAUCUGCGCACGGGCAUCGACAGCAGCCGCAGUCGCCGUGCGCCUCCUCCCGCGGCCCCGCUCCCUCCGAACGGCUCCACCCGCCGCUCGUAGAUGAGCUGGCGGGCGGCGCGCGGCGAGUCGCACCGAGAGAGAAAGGGAGAGAGGGAGAGAGAGAGCGAGCAACAUGUCCCGUCGCAAGCAAGCCAAGCCGCAGCCCCUGCGGCCAGAGGACGAGGCGACGCGCGGCGGACUCCUCGUCGCGAGCGGCAUCAUGGCCCUCUAUGAUGAGAGAGAUGAGACCGAUAGGCGCCGCCACAGCUGCGAGGACACACACACCUGUGAUAAAUGCUGUGCUGAGUUCCUCACUUGGACUGAACUGAGUGAACAUCAGACAGUCUGCACUGAGGAUCCCUUGGUGCUGAUAGUAAAGGGCGACGACAGGGUGCCGGCUCUCGAGGAGUCUCCUGUCGGAGCCUCUCCGGUUCCCAGCGUGGCGUCCAGUGACUCAUCCGUGGCCGGGUCCUUGUACACAGGAUUUGAACUGGGGGAGAAGCUGGCGAAAGACAAUGUCAGGCUGGACAAUUUAGAGGACAGCGGCGAGAGCGAUGAGGCCAUGGAGCUCGAGCGGGACAAAAACGCAGAUUCGGCCGAGUCCACCUGCGCCCAGGUGUCGGCUGCUGGCAGCUACGGCGUGACAAGUACAAACGUGACGCUGGAGAUCCUCCACGGCACCAGGGUGGCCGUCGCUCAGUUCUCCCAGGGGAUCGGCAGGGCUUGCACCGGGGUGAAGGCGGCUUCAGCGACGAUCCCGGCGAUCCUGGAGCACCUGCUGGCUCUGCAGCAGCAACAGGUCCACCAGCUGCAGCUCAUUGAGCAGAUCUGCAGCCAGGUCGCAGUCAUGAACCGACAACCGACACUGGCGGCGCUAAACCCGGUCACCCGAUCUCUGUCCCUCGCACCGAACUCUUUCCCUCGCCAAGGCAUCGCCUCCCCUCCGAUCCUGCCGCUGUCGGGAACGAUGCCCUCCGCCGUCAGCGGCCAAGCUGCGGUUUCUCUGUCCUCCGUGCUGGAGAAGCCAUACGGUCUCCCCUCACUAACUGUAUGCACCCAGUCCACCUUUAAAGAUGUGGCUGGUUCCUCGGCCCCCUCGGAAAAUCCAAACCCUGCUCUCCAAUCCACUAAUCCAACGCUACUGCCUUCUUACGCAGGCUCGCACACCGGCAGCGUGAGCUGUCCUCAGACACUGAGCUCCUCCAGGACUCUCCCCCUGGGGCCCAGCAGCUCAUCCUCCAGCCUCCCAUUUCUACCUCAGAGCCCCCCGAGCGGCGUCAUUUUCCCCAAUCCGUUGGCGAGCAUCGCCGCCACAGCCAACGCACUUGACCCCCUCGCAGCCCUGAUGAAGCACAGGAAGGGCAAGCUGCCCGGCGCGCCCUUGUUCGAAACCAAGCCCAGCCCGGAAGAACCCUUCUUCAAGCAUAAAUGCAGAUUCUGUGCCAAAGUGUUUGGCAGCGACAGCGCUCUGCAGAUCCACCUGCGCUCCCAUACAGGAGAGCGACCCUUCAAGUGCAACAUCUGCGGCAAUCGCUUCUCCACAAAAGGCAACUUAAAGGUACACUUCCAGAGGCAUAAAGAGAAGUAUCCUCACAUUCAGAUGAACCCUUACCCGGUACCAGAGUAUCUGGACAAUGUGCCAACAAGUUCUGGGAUUCCCUACGGAAUGUCCUUCCCUCCAGAAAAACCCUCCUCCUCAUGGCUGGAGAGCAAACCUGUUGUAGCAGCUCUGCCAGCCACCAUGGGCCUUCCGCUUUCCUCCACUAUUACCAGCAUCGGAGGCUCAAAUGACUCUGUAAGCGUAACACCAUCCGUUAAAUCUCCCUACCAGCCAGGCCCUGGUGAAUGUGUAUCUUUGUCACCCAACCACAGGGGCAAUGAGGCUCAUCUCUCUCCUGUUUCACCGUCUCCUCUGCCCCACUAUGAAACAGACGCGUCCAAUAUACUGCAAACAGAGGGGGUGCACCUGCCCCAGAAUUGCUCCCUGAGACUAAAAGCCAACCCGGUAACAGAAGCAACCAGCACAGCGAUGCCACCUUUGGCCACUACGCCAGAACCCGUCCCCUCGGCGUCCCCAGUCUCUCUCUCCCCGCCCCUUUCAUUCAGCCCAGACGACGCUAAAUUCCAAAGCGGUGGCUUACUGGACUCUAUGCAACCGUCCGAAACCUCAAAGCUCCAGCAGCUGGUGGAGAACAUCGACAAAAAGAUCACGGACCCCAACCAGUGUGUCCUCUGUCACCGCGUCCUCAGCUGUCAAAGUGCGCUGAAGAUGCACUACCGCAUUCACACCGGCGAGAGACCCUAUAAAUGCAAAGUGUGCGGCAGGGCUUUCACCACCAAGGGGAACCUGAAGACCCACGUCAGUGUUCACCGAGAAGAUGCCCCCGUUCACGUGCAACACUCAUGUCCCAUUUGCCAGAAGAAGUUCACCAACGCUGUUGUCCUCCAGCAGCACAUUCGUAUGCACAUGGUGGGGCAGAUUCCGGACUCGACCCUGGUGGACGGGCUCCAAGAGAUGGACGGCGAAGCGUACCUCAACGAGAGAAGCUUUAACAGCCUCAGCAGCAACGACAAUGACCUUGUUGAUGACGUCUCAAUGGAGGACGAGGACGAGGAAGAGGAGGUAGAAAACAUGGAAGAGGUUGUAAAUCCAUCCAAACCCUUGAUUUCUGAAUGUAAUUCUCCUCCUAAGUCCUCCAGCAUUGUUUCCAGUUUAGCUGCACUGGAGAACCAAAUGAGGAUGAUUGACUCCGCUCUAAGCGCAAACCACUCCUUCGGCAUAAAACCCCUGACAAAUGGCUUCGAUGACAGCUGCAAAAUCACUACGAAAUACUCGCCAUCGGAGAAGAGGCCACAGAAUUGCAGCGCCAAUGCGUCGGAGUCCUCCUGUUCCCCCCGUGUGUCAGUGUCCCCGGGUCAAAGCAGCUCAGAGGGCGUGACCAUGAAAUGCCCUUCAGUGAGCAGCAAAAGGCCGGAGCCCCAAGAGCCUUCUGCAGCCUCGGUGAAGAGGGAGCAAUGCGAGUCUCCGGCACAGGAGCUGAGAGGAGUACAGGCCAGCGAGCUCUGUGUGAAAGAGGAGACUCCUUAUUGUAUGUCAUUCCAGCUGAGCAGAGAAAGAGCUGCAGGUCACGGCAUCCCCAUCCAGGUCACCAGCACGCCGUCGGGCCUGGUUAAAGCCGAGGUGAACGGUCACGGUGGUCUCCCACACAACAAGUCGGAAGGGCAGCACCCGCCGUUCAGUGUCCACAUCCCCCCGGCGUACGCAUCAAUCGGCGGCUCAGGAAUGGCGUCCCUGCUCGGCCCGACGCCCUCCCGGCGAAUGCCGAAGCAGCACAACUGCAACGCCUGUGGGAAGAACUUCUCGUCGGCCAGCGCCCUGCAGAUCCACGAGCGCACGCACACCGGAGAGAAACCGUUCGUGUGCUCCAUCUGCGGCAGAGCUUUCACCACGAAAGGCAAUCUGAAGGUCCACAUGGGAACUCACAUGUGGAAUAACGCGCCGGCCAGAAGAGGUCGGCGUCUGUCGGUGGAGAAUCCCAUCGCCCUGCUGAGUGGGGAGGCGGGGAAGUUUGGAGAGAUGUUUCAGAAGGACCUGGCAGCUCGAGCAAUGAAUGUAGACCCUGGAUUUUGGAACCGCUACGCCACAGCCAUCGCCAACAGCCUGGCCGCCAAGAACAACGAGAUCUCAGUGAUCCAGAACAGAGGCAUCUCUCAGCUGCACCCUCUGACUGCGGGCAUGAACAGAGUGAGCGCCACAGGAAGUCCAAUAACCAGUCUAACCAAGACCGGCAUGGACCUGGGAAAUAAUUGGCAUUCUUCUAUGCUCAUCGAUGACAGCAAAGAAAUUGGAAUCAAUUGAACAGAUGAAUGGAGACUUGAUACUUAUGCAAUCUAUAAUGGACAUUAAAAUAUUUUGUAAAUCAUCUCGUUUUUUCUUAUGUAUUAUAUAUAGACUAAAGAAAGAACUUGUUGUGAAUUGACAGAAAAUUCUAGGGUAUUCACAUUUUGCUGUUUGACUUUGCCGUCAUUUGUGAAUGUUUUCUUUUGUUCGCAUUAAAUAAGUUGGUUAACAUGUUCCUCAAAAUUCCUACGGUGCUGAGACGUAUAGUUGCUCUGUAGAAGGGGACAUAUGUUCAAAUCAAUAAUGCAAAGAGUCCGGACAGCUGCCCAAUGCUGCGGGUGCAAAGCACAAAACAUGCUCAUAAAUAUCCACAAUUACCAGUUGUGAAUGUUACGGUGGAAUCGGUUGGGUCUGAAUAAAAACUAGAACAAAGUCUGUACAUUCAAUUCAAUUCCUUACUCUGUUUAAACACUGAAAAGAGAUGUCUUGGUUAUUUUUGCAUACAAAGUUCUUCUGAGUAAAAAGUUACACUUUA